Molecule: messenger RNA, 1058 nt
Organism: Scheffersomyces stipitis CBS 6054
Lineage: Eukaryota; Fungi; Ascomycota; Pichiomycetes; Serinales; Debaryomycetaceae
Product: GET complex subunit
Exons: 2
Coding region: 1-939 (312 amino acids)
Biological process (GO): protein insertion into ER membrane; retrograde vesicle-mediated transport, Golgi to endoplasmic reticulum
Cellular component (GO): GET complex
Source: RefSeq, a predicted model, not a curated record
AUGUCUGAUCUGCCUUCGAUAUCAGCCGAAGAGCGUAAGCGCAUUUUGCGCGAAAGAAGAGCAGCUAAAAUGGCCAAAGGAAAUGCCACCUCCAGAUUGAAUACUAUUCUUACACAGGGCAAUUCUGUAAAAGAUGUUUCUUCUGUCAAAUCAGUUUUGGACCAGGAGCCUACUGGAGCUACUGCUACUACUACUGGAAAUCAUGAUUUAGAUCCAGAUCACCACGACAUUGAAGGGUUUAUCAACACCCCUGGGAUUAAUGCUUCCAAUGAUUCGGUAGCACUUUCAAAUUCUGAGGAUAUCGAUGAGAUGUUCAAGAAGAUUUUCGGCGGCCAAGUGCCCGGAAAUGGCACUGAUGGUGCUGGAAGUGAAGAUCCUUUGGCUCAAAUGAUGAAGAUGUUUUCACAACCAGGAGCUGGAACAGGAACAAAUACGCCGUUCUCGGAAGAUCCAUUUUCAGCCCAGCCCGAAGAAUUUAAAUACCAACAGCAAUUGGUCCAGUACAAUACUUAUAGGCACCAGGUGUGGAAGUUCCGCUUCCUUGCUGUGAGAUACUUUGCGCUUUUGGCCAACUUCAUCUACCACUUUUACAUUAUAGGCGAUUCUAUAUCAUUCGCUUCAUCCUCACACCAAUUCAUCCGAGAGUUGAUCCCUGUAGAGCCAGCUAGAAGCUUUUUCACUUUGUUCUCGACAAUUGAAGUAGUCAUAAUUGCCAGCUACUAUUUCCUUGGAACUAAAGAAGGCUUUUUCUCCACAGCUACUAGUAACAAUUUCGUAGUCAAAUUGCUCGACAUGGGAUCCAUGGUCUUGCCACAGUUGCAGCAGUUCAAGACAAUCGCUGUUCGUCUACUUGGGUACUACGAGUUGCUUGCGGUUUUGUUAGGAGACUUGUCACUUGUAGUUGUUCUCUUUGGACUUCAUAGUGUUUUAGGGAACUAAAAGAUAGUAAACUCUCGCAUUGGAUUAUUGUAGUCAUACGAUGUCGUAAUUUAAUCAUGAUCAUUAUCAGUAACGUCUAUAUAGUUACAUUAUUACAUAGUGAUACAACUAGAAAGUUU